AUGAACGGCAUCAAGGCAGACCCCGAUGUUAAGAUGGACCCAGACGCAUCUACCCCAGGCGGCGGCUUUAUGGACGAUGAGUUCUAUGAGGAUACUGGCGAGAUGAUCAUGAGCAAGGACAGCUCAGACAAGGACAUCUGGCUCACGCGCAUCCCGCCGUGGUUGUAUGAAGCAGUUUCAAAGUGGGACGAUCUCGCCGAUGGAAACGACAACGAUCAGAUACAAAUCGGAGAAAUUUACGGAUUUGCGACAACAAGCGGCAUCGAUAAAACGAAGCCCAUGCGUGUCUUCCUCAACGACCGCUGGCGCGCAAAGUCAAACCUGCCCUCUGCCUUCCAGCUCGAUCCUGCGCCAGCCACCGACACAAUACUCGGAAACACAUAUGUUUUCACAGAAAAGGAUCUUCCGGGCUUUCGGGGUCAUGGCUAUGGUAGAGGGGGGAACCAAGGGAGCUUUGGCGGUGUGCAAGAUCCCAAGGCGCGCGUUCAAAAGCGGAGCAAGUACAAAAAGGCUAUUCCUAAGCAGACCGCCUUGAUUGGUCAUGCGACGCGACAGUACAAUGCCAACCCUUUGGAAACCAAAGAAUACAAAGAUUUCAGCGCCGCACGCAUCAAGCAAGCCAUUCAAGGCUCUCACAUGACCACCAUAAUUACCAAGGAUACGGAAGUCUCAGAUGUAAACAAUUCCAUCAUGCUCAACAACCGGUUCAAGAACUUCAUCAGACCUAUGACCAAAGGAAAAUCGCAACAGAACAAGGCUGCUCGUAUGGCUAGGUCGGAUCUCAUCGAUUUCUUGCAUACUCUAUUCGACGAGUAUCAGUACUGGCCUAUGAAGGCUAUCAAGCAGCGCACCAAACAGCCGGAGCAAUACCUCAAAGAGGUGCUUGGCGACAUUGCACUGCUUGUCAAGUCUGGCCCCUUUGCAAGUAACUGGAAGCGCCAAGCCGUUUUUGAAAAUCAGCGUGAUACCAGUAAACAAGCCGAGGCAGCUGCUCCAGAGGGCCCUGGUGAUGGAGAUUCAGAGGGUGAAGAUGAGAUGGAGGAUGUGGUCUAG
This is a messenger RNA of Bipolaris victoriae FI3, 1053 nucleotides long. RefSeq lists its product as hypothetical. NCBI's taxonomy places the organism in Eukaryota, Fungi, Ascomycota, Dothideomycetes, Pleosporales, Pleosporaceae. The record is from RefSeq and is a predicted model, not a curated record. Bases 1 to 1053 code for a protein of 350 amino acids. Gene Ontology annotation, cellular component: transcription factor TFIIF complex. The transcript has a single exon. Gene Ontology annotation, biological process: transcription initiation at RNA polymerase II promoter; transcription by RNA polymerase II.